Molecule: messenger RNA, 1612 nt
Organism: Wyeomyia smithii (pitcher-plant mosquito)
Lineage: Eukaryota; Metazoa; Arthropoda; Insecta; Diptera; Culicidae
Exons: 4
Coding region: 271-1248 (325 amino acids)
Source: RefSeq, a predicted model, not a curated record
GUUGACGGAAAAGUUUAUCACUGACUGUGAUUCGUGUUUGUAAAUGGCUUGUUUUGGGGGGAAAUUUUAAAAAUUUCUUCGCAUAAUUUGCAAAAAAAUGGUUUUUAUCUACUCUGCUUGCUAGCUAAUCUAGGUCGCGAAGUUCCAGGUAGUAGGUCUCGAAGUGCAGGAGAUUAAACAUCAGUUCAAACCUGCUUCAAAGCUGUUCAGGAACAGCUUGUUUACGUUGUCAUCGGAUUAGGGAUAUUUCGCUGCCGUAAUACCCCCAGAAUGGAUAAUUGUCAUAAUUAUGCUACGACUUCGAAAAAACGAAGGAUGCCGAUCUCAGACGAUAUUCACAUUAUUAUCAAGAAAUACCGAGACAAAGAUAAACAUGAUGAAAAGCCUUCGACAUCAGGUGACCAUGAUUACGACGACGAACACAGUAUGGACUCUGAGGAGCUCAAGCGAAUCCGACAGCAAGAGCCCUCCUCUUCUUGUGUGGUGGCUAGCACUUCCAGCAUCAACAGUGGGACGCUGGGAACAACGAACACAAACAUUGGCACUGGUAUUACUAUCGGAGCUAGUGGAUGCAUGACAGUUCAGCAGCAGCCUGUUUCAUCGCAACCCGACGACAUCAAACUGAUUCUGAAAAAGUUGACCAACAUCGAAGAGUUGCUGAAGGUAGUCGCGGAACAGAGCUUCAACCGGUUGGCGGCUUUGAAGCAAGAAGCAACUGGACCAGGUGCAGCUGCUGCUAACCUUGGUUUGAUUGCCGCUGAACCAAGCUGCAUGAAUGUGGAGUCCAUGUUUAGGUUUCCACUGAGGACGCUGAAGGAGCUAAUCGAACUGAACAAAGGCAUCUGCAGCGAUGAAAGCCUUUAUAACAAGUUAUUUGAGUAUCUCACCAAAAUUAAGCUGGAAUGUGAUGAAAAUAUCGUGAUGAAUGCACUUGGUUCGAUAGUUAGCGAUGAGGUACUCGAUGCAGUAUCCUGGGAUGGUGGGAAAAAGUUCAAAUUAUCUUCGCUCGUGAUUUUUAGCGAUUCUCUGUACGUGGCCUGGUUCAAGGAUCGGCUCAAAUAUGAUGAAUACGUAACGGAAAUGAAGGACGCAAUCGAGAAGUCUCACAAGCGUUACGCAAAAACAAAAGCGAAAAAAUCUACCCUCUCGCAGCAAUCACAGCCGCAUCAAACGCUCACACUGACAACGGCCAGUGGAACCACAACGGCCACGGUUGUCACCGACGGUGGCCAGCUGUUUUUGUCGUAGUCAUCCUUUUACUCAGUCAAGGUAGGUCGUUUUUUCCACUGAUUGUUCCGUUUAUUUUUUUUAUUUGUUCUGCAUUCAAACGCUGAGUCACUAUCAAUGCACUAUCUUCUUGAUUAUUGUCAGUUUGUACGUUAAAUUGAUAUACAACUUACGCAUAUGCACUUUACGUUGAGAAAAGAGCCGAGCAGAAGUAGGGAAGCAAAAGUAGAUUUUACUGACAGUAACGUUGAAAAUACGAAAACGGAGUUGCUAAAUAACAAACUUUAUAGUCAAGUGUGAUCGAUUACAUAAAAUAACAAAAAAAAUGUACUAAUGGUUUUGAAAACUUGAUAAGACAAGACAACAAAAAAAUGAACAAAACUUA